Messenger RNA from Nannospalax galili (Upper Galilee mountains blind mole rat), 7375 nucleotides. It is a transcript of the gene Atad5, whose product is annotated as ATPase family AAA domain containing 5. Lineage: Eukaryota; Metazoa; Chordata; Mammalia; Rodentia; Spalacidae. Gene Ontology annotation, cellular component: nucleus. Gene Ontology annotation, molecular function: ATP hydrolysis activity; ATP binding; DNA binding. Bases 365 to 5839 code for a protein of 1824 amino acids. The transcript has 23 exons. The record is from RefSeq and is a predicted model, not a curated record.
GGCGCGAAAACCCAAUUGACAAGAACUCCCGCCGAAGCCCCGCGGCCCUACCUGCGCUAAGUCUGUUGUGCCCACUCCGCCCGGGCUCGCGCGCUCAGCCGGGGACACCCGCCUUGGGGACAGUGCAGGGGCCGGCCGCGCCCCGGGCCUCGCUGCCUGCACUUCCUCACCGCCUUCUCUGGCCUCGGCUGGGCCGAGCUGGGCCCGGACUUGGUUGCCCGCUUUGGGCCGCAGGGCGCGGGGAGCACCGAGACCCAGCGGCCCCCAGGUUGUCCCUCCGGGACCGGCCGCCUCUAUGGCCUCCAGCCAGGCCGGGCCGGACCGCUGGAGGUCCUAGGAGCCGGGGUUCACGGAGGCGGGGAUCAUGGUGGGGGUCCUGACCAUGGCGGCUUCAGCAGCUCCCCCUCCCGUGAAGGGCUACGAGAUCGAGCCAUGCAAAAAGCGAAGAAAAGAUGAUGACAGCUCUUCCUGUGAAACAAUUACCAAAUAUUUAUCACCAAUAAGGAAGACUGGAGACAAGGUUUUCUCUCCACCAAAACCCAGUAAUAUUCUGCAUUAUUUUAGAAAGACUUCACCCACAAAAGAGAAGCUACAAUCAACAAAAGAGUGCAAGACAAAAUCAUCUACCCCAUUGCUUGUCAAUAAUAGCAAAGAAUUUAAGAAGAAAGGAAAGAGAGUUAAUUUGUCUCAUCAACUGAAUAAUAUUAAGGUUGAAUCUCCAAUUGAAAUUAAUAGUGAUGAUAGUAAAGAGGAUUGUAGUUUAAAUGAUUUUGUGGAAAGUAGUACUUCUGUUUUACUUUACAGGAAACAUGUAGAGGUUCUUGGGGAAAGCAUUCAAGAUAGUAAAAACCAAUCAAUUAGUAUGACUUCCAAAACAAAAUUUAAGAAAGUAAAUUCUAAACAAGGUACCACAAAAAAUAAUGGCAAAAAGUUGAGAAAAAGGAAGUAUGGUGAUGUAAUAGAUCUGUCUGAAUGUUUUCCCUUGGUAGAAGAAAUAAAUCUGCUUAAAAAAGAUGGUAAAAACAGUAAACAGACACAACCUUUCCCUGUUAAGGAGAACCAGAGGACUACAAAUCAUGCAUGCUCCAGGGAUCAUGUAACUGAAAGAACCAAUUUAAACGAUAGUACAAUAACGGUCUCAUAUGAGGAAUUUUUAAAGAGUCACAAGGAAACUAAAGUGGAAGAGGUACCUGACUCUGCAUUGCCAAUUUGUGUUCCUUCUGAAACUGUUGAAACAGUCAAAAGUGGUUAUGUAAAUGAAUCAGAAAACUGUGAGCUAUCUCAGCAGGUACGCUAUAAGACAGUUACUGUUCUUGCACAAGUUCACCCCACUCCACCCAAAAGGAAAGGGAAAAUACCCACAAUUUUCUUGAAACAAAAACAAUCUGAGAUGGAGAGUAGUCUAUCAGAUCCUGAAAAUGAACAGACAGUUCAGAAAAGAAAAUCUAAUGUUGUUAUACAGGAGGAAGAAUUAGAAUUGGCAGUGCUGGAAGCUGGGAGUUCUGAAGCCUCAAAACCAAAAUGUACCCUAGAAGAGAGACAGCAGUUUAUGAAUGCAUUCAGGCAGCCGCCAUCAGAAACACCUAAAGAUGGGGUCAAGAAACCUUUGGAUAAACAGAAGGACCUCAGUGAAAAAUCUUCAAGUGAAGAAGGCGAAAAUAAUUCCCAAAAAACUAUGGAAAAUCCUAGUAUCCCAAUGUUUUCAAAUCUUGGCAAUUCACAGUUAUUCAUUGACGAGGAAAGUUUUCCUAAGGAGAGAAGUAAAAAGCUCAAGAAACAGGGUAAGAAAACAUUAGCUAUGAAGACUACUCCAGGUGAAAACAGAGAAGAAAAUAUGCCAAAGAAAGAAGCAACCUUUUCCUUAAAAGAUAAACAAAAUCAAAAUAGCCUUAGAAUGAGUUUAAGACAAAAGAAAUCAGGAGCUGUCAAAAGCAGUACGUUGUUUAACAGUGGAAGUCUUGUUUGUGAAGCUAUAGCAAAUGGCAAUCCUCUAAAAACUUCGCUGUGUGACAAGAAUAAAUCAUCAAGAAAAAGCAGCACACCAAUCAGGGAUAAGGUCACACACUCUAAAGCUGAGCCUGAAAACAGACCUGUCAGUGCCUCCACAUCCAAAUCCAUCAGGAGAUCUAUAAGAAGUAGCAGUAGACCUGCGAUGAGAACCCUUGGAGGUACUGAUUCUGAAGGUUCCCAAGAUGCUAGUCCAGUGAAGACUUCCACUCCAAAAGCAGCUAGCAUGUCAGAAAAGCAUAGCCUGUACAUGGCGGAAUUAAUAACGGUACCUUCCGAUUCAGAGAGCCCCAUUAGAAUGAAAUUCACAAGAAUUAGUACUCCCAAAAAAUCUAAGAAAAAAUAUAAGAAACCUGAAGCAACUGAUGGAGAUCUUACUUCUCAGACUAGAAAGGCAAACAAUACUUCAAAAAAUAUAUCAAAAGCAAAGCAGUUGAUUGAAAAGGCAAAAGCUUUACGCAUUAGUAGAUCAAAAGGUACUGAAGAAAUAGUGAUACCUUUAAGACGUUCUUCUAGACAUCAGACACUUCCUGAAAGGGAGAAAUCACCAGAGACUGAUGAUUCUGUAAUACUAAUAGAUUCAAGUCUGACUUCUCUAAAACAACCAGAGAAAAAUCAGAAGAAACUUCAGUGUUUGAAUGAUGUACUAGGAAAAAAACUUAAGCCUUCUAAAAAUGUACCUGGAAAAAUGAAAAUCGCUCCUUUAUUUCUUGCCAAAAAGGCUAAACAAGCGGCCGAUCCUGUCCUUGGUUUUGAUGAAAGCAGUCAAGAUGCAUCUGAAAAAUCUCAGGAUUGUGAUACACAAUUUAAAGCAAAGCGUGAUUUUCUAAUGAGUGGUUUGCCAGAGUCAUUGAAACGACAAAUUGCAAAGAAAGCUGCUGCACUGGAUAUAUACAGUGCAGUGAGUACCAGUUUCCAGAGAGUCGUUCAUGUGCAACAAAAGGAUGAUGAGUAUUGGUUAUGGCAUUUGAAACAACCCUCUUGUCCUUUAUUAACUACAUUUAAAGAAUUGAAUACUAAAGUAACAGAUCACUCAAAAUGUGUUAUUGCUCUUGGUGAAUUUUCAACAUUGAAUUCAAAUCCAAAAAGUAAUUCUGCUGUUGUGUUUAUGAGUACAAGGAAAGAUUUCACUAAAGAAGUAAGAAAUCUUUUGCUGGAGGAAAUUAUGUGGUCAAAUCCUGAAUUUUCUUUGAGAAAAUAUUUUCCCUUGCUUCUGAAAAAACGAAUUGAGCACCAGGUACUUUCUGAGUGUCAAGGUAAACAAGAAAGUUCACAACUACAGCCUGAUAUCAGUCAUAAAGAAACCAAAAGGAAACGAGUGGAAAUAGGAAGCCAGAAGUCAAAAAGAAGGAAACCAAAUGAAUAUUCAGUAAGUUCAGAAAUGAUAAAUGGGAAGUCAGAAGAGCUUGACAAAAGAAACAACUCUCCUGGGAUAAAGCACAAUUCUUCCAAAGAUUCUGGAACUGAAGACAUGCUUUGGACAGAAAAAUACCAACCCCAGAAUGCAAAUGAGCUCAUAGGCAAUGAGCUGGCUAUAAAAAAGUUAUAUAGUUGGUUGAAAGACUGGAAAAGAAAAGCUGAACUGGAAGAAAAACAGAAUUUGAAGGGAAAAAGAGAUGAGAAACAGGAAGAUUUGUCAGAUACCAUAGACUUCAAGGGCAGUUCAGAUGAUGAAGGAGAGAGUCAUCUUUGCAAUACUGUUCUUAUAACAGGGCCAACAGGAGUGGGAAAAACUGCCGCAGUCUAUGCAUGUGCUCAGGAGCUUGGAUUUAAGAUAUUUGAAGUGAAUGCCUCUUCCCAGCGAAGUGGUAGGCAAAUCCUAUCUCAACUGAAGGAAGCUACUCAGUCCCAUCAAGUAGAUAAGCAAGGUGUAAACUCACAGAAACCCUGUUUUUUUAAUAACUUCAAUAUUGGCAAGUCACCAAAAAAAUUAAAUUCCCCUAAGAAAGUUCUUACAUCACCAAGGAAGCUCCCUCCAUCAUCACCAAAAUGUAGUGGGCAAAAGCGAGCACUUCCCCCUAAAACCUUGGCAAAUUACUUUAAAGUGUCCUCCAAGUCCAAAAAUAAUGAAGUAGGAGCACUUACGGGAAAUGAUAAAGGUGUCAAACAUUCUUUAGAACAAAGGCAGAUUACUCAGACUAAAUCUAUAAAUGCAAAUAAUUCAAAUAUUAAAGAAUUUGGAGCAGAAGAAUCCAACAGGAAAAAAGCAACAUCUCUUAUCCUCUUUGAGGAGGUUGAUGUGAUUUUUGAUGAAGAUGCUGGAUUUUUGAAUGCAAUCAAAACAUUCAUGGCAACAACUAAACGACCUGUAAUCCUUACUACAAGUGAUCCAACAUUUAGUUUGGUGUUUGAUGGCUGCUUUGAAGAAAUCAAUUUCAAUAUUCCUUCUCUGCUAAAUGUUGCCAGCUACCUACAAAUGAUCUGCUUAGCUGAGAAUUUCAGAACCGAUGUAAAAGACUUUAUAACCUUGUUGACUGCAAAUGCUUGUGAUAUCAGAAAAAGUAUCCUUUACCUACAGUUUUGGAUUAGAAGUGGAGGUGGAUUUUUAGAAGAAAAGUUGUUGUCACAAUGUGAAGGAAAUAGCAGAAAUGUACUGGUUUGCUCUGAAGAUGGCCCCCAUUCAAAGAAGAAAAAUACUAAAAAGAAUCGUGUAGCCCUUCCCAAAUGCGACACCGGCUGUGUUGAGACUUUGUUUGGGCUCAGAAACAUUUUUUCCCCAUCCGAAGGUUUAUUUUCAUUUUUAAAGCACAAGAUCACAACCAAGGAAGAAUGGAAUAAACUCAUCCAGCUUCUCACAGAAUUCCACAUGGGGAAUGUAGAUUUUUUACAUAGUAAUCUUGAGUUCAUUCUGCCAUUACCAGUUGAUGUCCUUCCAGAAGUACAAGAUGCUUGUGGCUCAUCAGUGACUGCAGAUGGCAGUGCAGCAAGAAGCAUCAAGUGUCUUCCCAGGAAACAGUCAGAUCAGCCACUGAAAAAACCACAGAAGAAACAGAAGAAGAUGGUGAUCCUAGAUGACAGUGACUUAUUUGAGACUGGACUGGACUUUUCUGAUGAAUUUAGUAGCUUAUCUCCUGCACUUUCCUCAAAUUUAGAAGAAAGCACAGGCAGAGACAGAGAAAGCAACCUAGAGACAAAGACAAAAAAUAAAUGUUUAGAGCAUGACUCUAAACCUGUUCCCCAUCCUCCCAAAACACUAGCAGAAAAGAAGUGUUCUGUCCUUGUUUCCCAUUGUUUAAAUUCUCUCACUGAGUUCAUGGAUAACAUGUCUUUCUUAGAUGCUCUUUUAACAGACCCAAGGAAACAAAAUGAAUUUGGUAAAAAUGACUUUCACUGGACAAGCGGAAAGGUUAAAAGCGGACUUUGUGAUGAGUUUAGUCUUGAGAGCCCUGCUGGAUGGACCUCCUGGGGUUCUGGGGAAUUAAAGGCAGCUGCGGAAGCUCUCAGCUUCACCAAAUGUUCUUCUUCUAUUGCAAAAGCACUGGAAUCCUUGAAUUCAUGCAAGAAAUUAGGAAGAGAUCCAAGCAAUGAUCUUACUUUCUAUGUUUCACAAAGGCGCAGCAAAGUAUGCUUUAGCCACUCAGCAGCUAACUUGGACAAUGCCGACAAGCCGACAGCAGUCAUUAAAAGUGUGUUUUCUAGUCGAGCUCUUCUGAACGUGAAUAAUAAGCAAGCUAGUAUAACUGAGUAUCUGCCGGCUCUUCGGAACAUUUGUCGAACUGAGAAGCUAAAAGAACAAGGAAAAAGUAAACGAAGGUUCCUGCACUACUUUGAAGGAAUUCAUCUGGACAUUCCUAAAGAGACUGUGAAUACCCUAGCAGCUGACUUUCCUUAAUAUUCCCCAUUAAUAAUGUCUUGUAUAGAUUAUAUGAUCCUAAGAAACAUUUUUAAAUUAUGUUGAUUUUCACAGAAAAGUUUAUUUCUCUUAAUGUAAAUAUAAAAGACUGUAUUUUUUUGUUGUGUAAAAAUUUAAAGUGAUAAACUUGAAAUACAAACUGUAUAUGUGACUUGACAGAUUUUUUUUCUGAAUGUUUUUAUAGCCUCUGUUUUCACUUUGUUGGUGUGUGUGUGCUGUUUAUAGAAGGCAGAGUUCACUAAGAUGUGUCUCAAGAUGUUUCUAUGCUGAACUGAUCUGUAACUUUUCCGUCCCCUUGUGUCCUGUCCACCCUCUGUUAGUCUGUCCUGUUGUGCAUUGGAAACACCUACUUGGUAAUCUCUCUAUAGUUUACACAAUGUAAAACAAAAUUUCGUAUGAAAUAUUUUUUAACUUCCUAGGAAGGAAAUUGUGCUUCACUUUUCAACAGUGUUGAGCUUCCUCUCAGCUUUAGUUCGCGCAUACUCCUCUAGCAUGUUUUGCCACUGAAUCAUUGAAUGUCGGCAAAAUAAAAUCCACAUUCUGAACUCGUUUUUAUAAAUCUUUCUUAACACCCACUGUAGGUAAUGUCUUGUAUAUUUUGCCAACUCAAAUAAUUUUUACAUUUUCCUGUACUUUUAGAUCAUGAUGUUUUACUUCAUAAACACAAUGACAUUAAUAUUUAGACAAGUUGUUGUUGGUUGAAACGGUAACAAAGGAUUCUACCAUAGCUUCUAUAUAACAGCCAUUUCCACUUAUGGUUUGUUUUGUUCUGUUUUUGCAGUGCUGAGGAUUAAGCUCAGGGCUUUGUGCAUUCUUGACAAGCCCUCUAUUAGUACUUACCUAGGCCUUAUGGUUUUGCUUUUGAAUUUUUUUGUGGUGCUAGAGAAUAAACCCAGGGUCUUGUACAUCCUAUGGAAGCACUCAACCACUGAGUUAGAACCCCACUCUGAUUGUGUUUGAGACAUGUUCUGGCUGUAUUGUCUAGGCUGGCCCUCAACUCCUAGGUUUAAGAAAUCUCCUGCCUCAGUCCCUCACAUACUGGGGACAAUAGACAUAUGCUACCAUACUUAACAAGGUUAUGUUUCUUUUUUUUUUUUAAGUACUUAUGUUUUACUUAGUAGCAAGAUUUUAAAAUGUCAUAUUUCCCUUAAUGUUAUUUUGCAGUCAGAUAAUCAGGUAUGUUUAAAAUUGCUCCAUAUUGCAAAUGUUUAUAUUAUGUAAUAAUUUAAUAUUCAGAUACAUUAUCUGAUGAAUUGUAUUUUUAACUCAAAAGGAUCCUAGUUUUGUACUUUUUUAAAAGUAUAGAUGCAUACCUGUUUACAAAUGUGUAUGAAGAUGUGUUUUUAAUCUCUUACUUGUUCAGCCUACCUAUUCUUAUAUUAAUUAGUAAAUUGAUCUGAUUAAAAAUUGAAGCUAAAGGCUUUCUGUGGUAUUUAAAUGGUUCAAGUUGUAAUUAUAGUAGUGUAUAUAUAUUGUAUACAUUCAGAUAAACACUGCAACGUACAUGCUUCUUCA